UCUCUGUUUGAAAGGAGAUGCUCCUGAAACAUCAGCAGAACCUGCAGAGACAAAGAGAUGGCCUCGCCCAUCGAAUGAAGAAGCUAGCAGCUAAGCAGGUGGAGAUAACUAAAAAGACCGAUGCAACCAAGGAGAAAAUCAGGAAACGAUACGAGGACAUGAAGCGGGUUCUGGACCAGGAUCUUAUGAUCACGCUGACCCAGAUGGACAUUGAGUUUGAGGCCACAGAGAGGUCAGUGGAGGACAGGAUAGAGCUCUGCUAUCACCUCACUCAGGAACUGGACCAGCAGCUGUCCAACAUUGUGAAAACACAAGAAAAUGAAAGUCAGAAAUAAUAUGAUAGCAUCUCUUUGCUUUGCUUUGCUGGAACCAGAAUAUCUGAGACUUUGAAGCUGACCGACCCCGACGGGAUUCACAUGGACGAGCUCAGGAACAAUCAACUGCUGAGUCUCACCAUCAACCUGCUGCUGUUCAUCAGAUCCCAGGUGCCCAUCACCAAGAAGCUGUUUCAGACCUGUGAAUAACGCUGAAUCUCCCUGACGUGUGACAACGUCCUCGACGCCGAAACCGCCCACCCGAAGCUGAUCAUCUCCCCCGAGGGCGACUCGGCCACCUACACGGACGCCUGGCAGGACGUCCCGGAGACCACCUCGCGCUUCGAGACCACCCUGAACGUGGUCAGCCGGCGAGGCUUCAGCGAGGGCCGCCAGUACUGGGAGGUGGACGUGGGCGGGAAGACCUACUGGGAGCUGGGGCUCACCUACCCGAGCAUCCCGCGCAAGGCCCGCGGCGAGGACUCCUGGCUGGGCCGAGGCCGGGAGUCCUGGUGCGUGGAGUACUUUGACGGGGGCUACGCGGCGUGGCACGCCGGCGUGCGCCACGAGCUGCCCCUGGUGGCGGGAAAGCGGUUCACCCGAAUCGGGGUGUACUGCAGCUUCCCCGGGGGCCUGGUGUGCUUCCUUGGGGCCGACACCGUGACGCCGCUCCACUGCUUCUGCGCAGGGACCUUCGCCGACACCCUGCUGCAGGCCGUGUGCCCCGGUCACGACAACGAAGGCACCAACUGGAAGGCCCUCAGGGUCUGCGACGCUUCGCGGUCAGCUCCGGUUCUCUGAGGUGGGGGGCAGCAGCAGCAGCGCCUCGCAGGCCGGGAAGGGCCCCGGGGGACACAAAUAACCAGGAAGGUCAGGUUCUGAUCAGUCGCCUGGACAUUCUCUUUAACCUCUUUGACUUGUGACCCGGGAGGAGGAUCUGUCAGUACUCGGCGAUGCUGGGUAUGUUCUUCACGUUGGAUGGAUUCAAAUAGAAUUUUGAAUAAAAUAGAUCAAGAAGAUACUUAGUCAACAAAUCCACUGAAAGUACCAGAACCAACAAGUGUCAUUGUGUGGCUGUCACCCUCCAGCCCAAUGUUUGAUUUGAGAAAAAUAAUAGAAUAAUUAAGAGUAUGCAAUUUCAACUUUUUUUAAAGGUUUUUUUUUGAGUGUCAUCCAUGUUUUGGGUGAUAUUCAGUGUGAAAAUCUUGCCUUUUAUGGUGUCUGUUGCAGAUGUGUAAGAAAUGUAACAGACCUCAUUACAGAAUAAAUUAUUCAUGUUUUAAUACAAUAAAAUGUUUACAUGAGCAUUCCUGUGUUUUUGAAGCUAAUUAUACAUUGCCCCAAAUUAAAAGUAAAUUGGGCCAGAUUAAACUUUCAAUCUAAUUCAUUCAUUCAUUUUUCCAAAUCUUUUCAAAUAUAUUCCUGAGGACAACAGCAUUUAACACCCAAAAGCAUUUUAAAAUUUUACCCUUUAACAAUAUGUUCUCUCCCUCCCUCAGUUCCGAUCGAAAAAAGAAAAAAAACAAGUGGAGCAAACACUCCGUUCAGCACAGGAUGCGCACCGCUGAUCAGAGAUCCAUGUGUCGGGUUGU
This is a messenger RNA of Pungitius pungitius (ninespine stickleback), 1906 nucleotides long. Its product is annotated as tripartite motif-containing protein 75. The record is from RefSeq and is a predicted model, not a curated record. The transcript has 4 exons. Lineage: Eukaryota; Metazoa; Chordata; Actinopteri; Perciformes; Gasterosteidae. Gene Ontology annotation, cellular component: cytoplasm. Gene Ontology annotation, biological process: protein ubiquitination. Gene Ontology annotation, molecular function: protein binding; ubiquitin protein ligase activity.